GCACAGAGAUGUUAGGUGAAGUUUUCAGUCUUAUAUCAUCGCAAGCAGCAUCGUCAAUACUAAGCUUUCAGAAAAUAACGCAAGCAGCAUGACUCACGUGACUGUCCUAUUCUUCGCCGUCUUCAUGUUUUUGAGCACCGAGUACAUCGUCCAUGCAAGGCCGACCCCCCCGACAAACACAUCAUCGCCCGUACUGGUCGUACCCGGUGAAUGUGAGGUGUUUCCCCCAGGAGAGUGCCAAACUGAAAUUACCUCAGACGAAUGCGAAAAUGACCAACAGUGCCAAGACAUUUAUCUAGAUUAUCCAGGGUUGAAAUGCUGUAAAAACUACUGCGGGAUUCGAGUCUGUGACCUUCCUUUUAAGAUCCCGGCCAUCAAUGUGAUAUCAUACGAAGUUAAAGAAGUGGUWUAUACUGAGUUCGUGUGCCCAGAAGUCAUCCCACAGCCUGAAUGCCCACUGGAAGCAGAUUUGGAUAACGAGUGCGACCAGGACAACGAGUGCAGUGCAGGUUACAAGUGUUGUACGGAUUUCUGUGGUGAAAGAUAUUGUGAGAUGCCCGUCAGUYGGGUUGUUAAUCAGUUGACUAGCGGCCCUUUAGGGGAUCCAAAACACUCAUUAGGCUGAGGGCGAGUUGACAGUAUUUCCAGUGAUCUUUGAAAAAGACUAUAAAUAUCUUAGAGUAAUCAACAUUUUGAAAUUUUCACAAAAGUAUCUUUACUUGACUUUGGAUAAUGAGCAGAUGCUAUAAAGUUGGUAUUAAAUUUCAUUGUUUCCACAUUCAUAAGAUAUCCUCUUGUAAAAUAAUUAUAUUUUAGUCUCAGACUAAUGAUGGUAUAUCACAAAUCCUGCACUCUGAUUGGCUGAGCUACUGUGGUAUAUUAGUGAUAGACCACUAAAUACGAAAAAGUGCCAGUUUUGAAAACCAAAACAAUGGUGGCUAACUUGUUUUCAUCUUAAUUUUGAAAUAUAACCAUUAGAGAGAGAGGUGUAAUUAUUCUAAUAGUCAUUCUAAAUGUCUGUUGCUCAUGAAACUGACUCUUCACUGUGUUCAAGAGGUUCUCUUGCUCCGGUGUUUCUCCAUCAUAGGAUUUGACCAAGAAGCACUGGAGCAAAACACCUUCUACCAUGUGUAAAAACAUCGUGACAUUGCAUAAUCAAAAAUGUAAAUUAAAAAUACUAAGCCUUGUGUGAAAAA
Messenger RNA from Actinia tenebrosa (Australian red waratah sea anemone), 1196 nucleotides. RefSeq lists its product as uncharacterized. Gene Ontology annotation, cellular component: extracellular region. Gene Ontology annotation, molecular function: peptidase inhibitor activity. NCBI's taxonomy places the organism in Eukaryota, Metazoa, Cnidaria, Anthozoa, Actiniaria, Actiniidae. The record is from RefSeq and is a predicted model, not a curated record.